Sinocyclocheilus grahami is the source of this 7978-nucleotide messenger RNA. Its product is annotated as piezo-type mechanosensitive ion channel component 2-like. The record is from RefSeq and is a predicted model, not a curated record. NCBI's taxonomy places the organism in Eukaryota, Metazoa, Chordata, Actinopteri, Cypriniformes, Cyprinidae. Gene Ontology annotation, molecular function: mechanosensitive monoatomic ion channel activity. Bases 1 to 7383 code for a protein of 2460 amino acids. The transcript has 47 exons. Gene Ontology annotation, cellular component: membrane.
AUGGCUGAAUGGAAUCACCAGCUUUUAAUGGGAGGGCACACGGGACGCUUGCUGAAAUCCCUGUGCUUCACCAGUAUGACGUUCCUGCUGCUGCACAUCAUCUACCAAAUCACAAUCAACAGUCUGUUAGCAGGAGACAACAUCAAGCCCAACUUCAACUGCUCAUCGUGGGAGAGAUCGAUACGACAGCUGGGCUUUGAAAGUGUCCGAGGUGCAGACGCCGGGAACGGCAUCCGAGUGUUCAUCCCGGACAUCGGCAUGUUCGUGGUGGGUCUGGUCACGUGGCUCCUCUGCCGCAGUCUGGAGAAACCGCUGCUGAAGGACGUGUCUCAGCACAACAGUGACUUUGAGGUGGACGAUCAGGUGAGAAAACCAUAUGUCCGAGGUGCAGACGCCGGGAACGGCAUCCGAGUGUUCAUCCCGGACAUCGGCAUGUUCGUGGUGGGUCUGGUCACGUGGCUCCUCUGCCGCAGUCUGGAGAAACCGCUGCUGAAGGACGUGUCUCAGCACAACAGUGACUUUGAGGUGGACGAUCAGUGUUUCAGUUCUAGUAUUGAUGCCAAGACUGAGCGACACGGUAUGAUGUUGCCUUCUCUGACCUCCACUGUGUAUUUCUUCACCUUCCUGGGCCUGUGCACCUGGUGGUCUUUCUGCCGCACGUUCGACCCGCUGCUCUUCAGCUGUCUGUGUGUCCUGAUGGCCAUCUUCAGCGCCGGACACCUCAUCAUGCUCUACCUCUACCAGUUCCAGUUCUUCCAGGAGGCCGUUCCGCCCGGAAACAUUUACGCCAGUCUGUUUGGCAUCUCUCCUGUGGUUCAGACGGACUGCUCUCACACCUGGAUGUUCAGAGUCAACCCUGAUCUGGAGUGGCACCACUUUGUCAAUCCCAUCAUGCUCUUGGUGCUGUAUUACACUCUGGCCACGCUCAUCCGCCUGUGGCUGCAGGAGUCAGAAGACAUGGUCAGAGAGAAAGAGGGAGAGACUGAGGAACGAGAGGAACCAGAAUCUCCUGAAAGCAAUAUGGCUGAUUACACUGCAGAGAAGAAGAGGCAGCUGUGGCGAAUGGCUCAUUAUCGCACAGAUGAGAGACAUGUAGGAGCUCCAUUUCACUCUUUAGUGAUGCACAGAUACAGUGGUGUGAAAAAUCUGUUUGGCAUCUCUCCUGUGGUUCAGACGGACUGCUCUCACACCUGGAUGUUCAGAGUCAACCCUGAUCUGGAGUGGCACCACUUUGUCAAUCCCAUCAUGCUCUUGGUGCUGUAUUACACUCUGGCCACGCUCAUCCGCCUGUGGCUGCAGGAGUCAGAAGACAUGAUAGACACACAAAAAAUCGACUGCGGCGUUUACAAGAUUGACUCGACGUAUGUUGAGCUUCCCGAGGUUCCCCGGCCGUUCGGUGUCGUUCGUGUGAACGCGGCGGUCAAGGCCUUCAGGUUCAUCAUGAAGCAGAGCUACAUCUGUGCUCUCAUCGCCAUGAUGGCUUGGAGCAUCACGUACGUGAGCUGGCUGACCUUCGUCUUCCUCAUCUGGUCCUGUAUUCUGUGGAUGGUGAGGGACCGGAGGAAAUACUCAAUGAUCACCUCUCCGUUCAUGGUGUUUUAUGGGAACUUGCUCAUCAUCCUGCAGUACAUCUGGAGCUUCGAGUCGCUGCAGCCGGUUCCUGGGCUCUUCCUGAAGAAAGAAGUGCCUUUCCGGGAACUGGGAUCUAAAACCUUGUGUCUCCUCAGUUUCUGGCUGCUGUUGAGGCAGUUUCUGACUGAGAGGAGAGAGAGACAGACGGAUGAAACACAGCUGUCUGACGUCAAAGUGGAGGGACACACAACCGAGGGUCUGGAGGACGAGGCCAGUGGACACAGAGAGAUGAUGGAUGUGUUGGGCCGUACAGUCAUGGCUAUGCUCAACAAAUACUGGAUCUACAUCUGUGGAGGAAUGUUCUUCUUCGUUAGCUUUGAGGGACGCAUCGUCAUGUACAAGAUCAUUUACAUGAUGAUGUUUCUCUUUUGCGUGGCACUUUAUCAGCUGCACUACGAGAGGUGGCGCUGGAUGCUGAAGUAUUUCUGGAUGUCCGUGGUGGUUUACACCAUGCUGGUGCUCAUCCUGGUCUACACGUUCCAGUUUGAGUCCUCGAUAAGCGUGUGGUCCAACAUGACAGGCAUGAGCAGAGAGAAGCUGGAAGAUCUGGGUCUGGAGAAGUUCUCGGUUCCUGCUCUGUUCACGCGGAUCUUCAUUCCCACCUCGUUCCUGCUGGUGUGCAUCCUGCAUCUGCACUAUUUCCACGAGCGCUUCCUCGAGCUCACCGACAUCAAAUCCGUGGCCGACAAACAGAAGAGCACUAUCUCCAGGCUCGUUCAUCUGGAGGGCAGUCUGGCGGAUAUUUCCACGAUCAAACCUUCGCUGGACUCCGUAAACGAGGAGGAGACUGAGGAGAGAGUAGAUCUGGAGGAAGAGGAGGAUGAUGUUAAACAGAGGGAGGAAGAGGAGGUCUCUGAGCCACACUUCAGCUGCUCGAUGACAGCCGAUCCUGAGCCGGACCGGGGUUCAGAGCUGAAGAAUAAGUGGCGUCUGGUGGUGGAGCGUCUGACGGUGCUGUUCCUGAAGUUCCUGGAGUGUGUUCAGAAGCUGCAGCUCUUCAUCUGGUGGCUGCUGGAGCUUCACAUCAUCAAGAUCGUCUCGUCCUACAUCAUCUGGCUCUCAGUCAGAGAGGUGUCUCUGUUUAACUACGUGUUCCUGGUGAGCUGGGCCUUCGCUCUGCCCUUCAGUCAGUUCAGACCGCUGGCAUCUAGCGUCUGCACCGUCUGGACCUGCGUCAUCGUGGUCUGUAAGAUGCUGUACCAGCUGACCUCCAUCAACCCGUCCUCGUACUCCAGGAGCUGCAGUAUGCCGGAGAACUACACGGACGCUCAGCGCUCAGACAUGGCCAGAUCUCUGCUCUACAGCGGCCCGGUGGAUCCGGCUAACUGGAUCGGCUUCAGGAAGUUCUCUCCGCUGCUGGAGAAUCUGAGGAAUAACUUACUGAUGCUGGCUCUCUUGGCGUUUGAAGUGACCAUUUACCGUCACCAGGAUUUCUACCGGAUGAAGAACAACCUCACCCCUCCGGUCACGAGAACCGUCUUUCACAACAUCACACGCCAGCAUCUGGACCACGGCAUCGUCAACUGCGCCAAAUAUUUCAUCGACUACUUCUUCUACAAAUUUGGUCUUGAGACCUGUUUUCUGUUAGCGGUGAAUGUGAUCGGCCAGCGGAUGGAUUUCUAUGCCAUGCUGCACGCGUUCGGUCUGAUUGUGGUGAUGUAUCAGAGCAGGAGAAAAGCCAUCGCCCGCGUCUGGUCCAAGUAUUGCUUCUUUCUGGCCUGCAUGUUAGCCUUCCAGUAUCUGAUGUGCAUCGGCAUCCCUCCUGCGGCCUGCACAGACUAUCCGUGGAGACGGCCGUCUUCCAGCAUGGACUCAAACGUCAUCAAGUGGCUUUACUUCCCAGACUUCCACACCAAACCCAGCUCGCUCUUCCUCCUCUAUGACUUCAUGUUGCUGCUGUGCGCGUCGAUUCAGGGCCGUGUGUUUGAGGAGGAGAAUGUGGCAGCCGUGCAGCUGUUGGCGGGUGAUAAUGUGGAGAUCUGUCGAGACCUGGACGCCGCCAGCUUCAGCCAGCACAACCCUGUGCCCGACUUCAUCCACUGCAGGUCGUAUUUGGAUAUGCUGAAGGUGAUCGUGUUCAGCUAUCUGUUCUGGUUCGUCCUGACCAUCAUCUUCAUCACGGGCACCACACGCAUCAGCAUCUUCUGCAUGGGAUACUUGGUCGCCUGCUUCUACUUCUUGAUCUUUGGGGGCGAGCUGUUACUGAAGCCAAUCAAAAGCAUCCUUCAUUACUGGGACUUCCUCAUAGCAUACAACGUCUUCGUAAUCACCAUGAAAAACAUUCUCUCAAUCGCGGCGUGUGGAUAUAUUAAAGCGCUGGUGGCCAAUCACUGCUGGCUGAUCCAGUUAUUCAGUCUGGCUUGCACUAUAAAAGGAUAUUCAAAACCGGAGCAGAACGCAAAUAAGCAGUGCGAGCUGCCGAGUGACGAGGCCGGGAUCAUCUGGGACAGCAUCUGCUUCGCCUUUCUCCUGCUGCAGAGGCGAGUUUUCAUGAGCUACUACUUCCUACACGUGGUAGCUGACAUCCGUUCCUCGCAGGUCCUCGCCUCCAGAGGAGCGGAGUUGUUUCAGGCGACCAUUGUGAAGGUGGUUAAAGCCAGAAUAGAAGAAGAGAAGAAGUCCAUGGAUCUGCUGAAGAGACAGUACCAGACCGCUAACUGCUGGCUUCCUGCGUGGAAGAGCAGAAUAUCUGAAGUGACGCUUUUCCUAAAACAGUCUGUUUUGCCGGCUCUGCUAAAAGACUGGAACAGAGUGCAAGUUUAUCCCCUGCAUGUUGACCGCACGCAGUGCACUGAGCUCUACUCGCGGCAGGGCACCAGCGACACCGUCGAGGAGGCCGUGAGCCAGCGAGAACUGAGAGAGCAUCCAGACAAACUCUGGAGCAGCACUUCAGACCUGCGGACGCCUCUGAGAGCAGAGCAGGUGUGCUGGACGCAGGGCGAGGCGGACAUCCCUCCAUCGUACAGUAAAGCCACGGGCCUGGACUCAGUGUGUGACGCGGAGGGGAGGAGGCUGAGGAUCCAGACACCUGAGGAGAAGAGCGCCGACGUUCUGCUCUCAAUGAGCCAUCAGCUGACAGCCAGCGAGCUGCUGCGGAGCAGGACGUUCUACGACGAGGAGCUGGAGGCGUCGGAGCAUUUCUACCGCUCUCAGCCGCAGCUCCUCCAGCUCUGCUACGCUCUCUACAGCAUGCUGGUGGCUCACUCUCAGAUGGUGUGUUAUCUGGUCAUCAUCCUCAACCACAUGAUCUCCGCAUCGGUGGCCACGCUGGUGCUGCCCAUCCUCAUCUUCCUCUGGGCCAUGCUGUCGGUUCCCCGGCCCAGCAAACGCUUCUGGAUGACGGCCAUCGUCUACACGGAGGUCACCAUAGUGAUCAAGUACUUCUUCCAGUUUGGCUUCUUUCCGUUUAACCAGAGCAUAAAGCUGGACAAAUCCAAACCCUUCCACCCUCCCAACAUCAUCGGUGUGGAGAAGAAAGAGGGCUACGUCCACUACGACCUGAUCCAGCUCCUGGCGCUCUUCUUCCACCGCUCCAUCCUGAAGUGCUACGGUCUGUGGGAUGAAGAUGAGCCCAGGUCAGGAGGUCAGACUGCGAGCUCUCAUUCAGACAGUGAAGAGAAAGACGCCUCACCCGUCUCCACACACAUCCGGCUGCCCAGAAAACCCCUCCGACAGAGCUCCAGCGUCUCGCAGCGCUCGGCCCGCUCUAAACCAGGUGCGCUCAGAUACACGCUUCUGCUCGUGCACUCCGAUAUCUGCUACGGUCUGUGGGAUGAAGAUGAGCCCAGGUCAGGAGGUCAGACUGCGAGCUCUCAUUCAGACAGUGAAGAGAAAGACGCCUCACCCGUCUCCACACACAUCCGGCUGCCCAGAAAACCCCUCCGACAGAGCUCCAGCGUCUCGCAGCGCUCGGCCCGCUCUAAACCAGUCUCAAAAGCCCUGCGGGUCCCUGACCUCGGCUCUGGAUGUGUCUCCGCAGGCAGCAGCGGCUCCAGGACGAGUGUGCGUUCACUGAGCGCUCAACUGAAGAGCCGCAAGGAGCUCAUUUUGGACAAGCUCAGAGAACAGCUGAUCAAAGCAAAGCGCUUCACUGUCAAAACUUGGGCUUUCGGGAAACACUCUGCUGCGGCUGACAUCACUUCCUCUCUGUCAGAGGAUCAGGUUCCCGAGGCCUUCCUGGUGAUGGUGCUCAUCCAGUUUGGGACGAUGGUGGUGGACCGUGCGCUGUACCUGAGGAAGACUGUGAUGGGGAAGGUCAUCUUCCAGGUCAUCCUGGUCUUCGGGAUUCACUUCUGGAUGUUCUUCAUUCUCCCAGGAGUCACCGAGAGGCGCUUCAGUCAGAACACAGUUGCCCAGCUCUGGUACUUCGUGAAGUGCAUCUACUUCGGUCUGUCAGCCUAUCAGAUCCGCUGCGGUUACCCCACUCGCGUGCUGGGAAACUUCCUGACCAAGAGCUAUAACUACCUCAAUCUCUUCCUCUUCCAAGGGUUCCGGUUGGUGCCGUUCCUGACGGAGCUGCGGGCGGUGAUGGACUGGGUUUGGACCGACACCACGCUCAGUCUGUCCAGCUGGAUCUGUGUGGAGGACAUCUACGCUCACAUCUUCGUGCUCAAGUGCUGGAGGGAGUCGGAGAAAAGGUACCCUCAGCCUCGAGGACAGAAGAAGAAGAAGGUGGUGAAGUACGGGAUGGGGGGGAUGAUCGUGAUGCUGCUCAUCUGUAUCGUCUGGUUUCCUCUGCUCUUCAUGUCUCUGGUCAAAUCUGUGGCUGGAGUGGUCAACAAACCGCUGGACGUGUCUCUCACCAUCACACUGGGCGGCUUUCAGCCCAUCUUCACUAUGAGUGCGCAGCAGAAUCAGCUGAAGGACGUCACUGACAGAGAUUUCAUCAGCUUCAUGAAUUCAUACAGACACAAUUCUAGUGCACUGCAGUUCUUGGAGGCGUACACGGCGGAGGACGUGACUGUGGCAGAGCUGGAAGGAAGCUCGAACUCUCUCUGGACCAUCAGUCCUCCCAGCAGAAAGAACCUGAUGGACGUCUUGAGCAAAGAGGACCAGUUCCCUGUCACCAUGUCCUGGAGCAUCCAGAGGAAUCUCAGUCUGGGAGCAAAGGCUGAGUUUGCAGUGGACAAACACAUCACUUACCUGGACAUGAACACUAGACAGGAGCUGAUAGCGUUACUCAAUGGAACCAGAAAUAAACCUGUGGUCAUAGAGCAAGUGUUUCCCUGCUUUAUUCGAGCACCGAGUGACUCAAACGCCAAACCAGUCGGUCAGCUUUAUUCAGAUGAGGGUUAUAAGAGCAUCCAGCUGGACUUGGAGAGGUCUCACAACGGCACGGAGGACAUUCAGGAGUGGUGGAUUGUGGACCAGCCGUCGGCAGGGAAGACCCAGAUGAGAUCCGAGUCAAAGCUGGAGAAGAAGAGAGAGGCAGGACUGCAGCUUUACGUCUUCAGUGAUAAAGUCAGUCCUCCCAGCCUGGGCUUCCUGGCAGGUUACGGUAUCAUGGGCCUCUACGCAUCCGUGGUGCUGGUGAUCGGGAAAUUCGUCCGCGAGUUCUUCAGCGGCAUCUCGCACUCCAUCAUGUUCGAAGAGCUUCCGUGCGUCGACCGCAUCCUCAAACUCUGCACCGACAUCUUCCUCGUGCGGGAAACCGGCGAGCUGGAGCUGGAGGAGGACCUGUACGCCAAACUCAUCUUCCUUUACCGCUCGCCAGAGACCAUGAUCAAGUGGACGAGGGAGAAGACCAAAUGAGCCUGCUGGGAUUGCCUUAAAACCCAAAGGAUGCUGCUUCUCGCAGGAAGGCGGCUCGUCGGGACAGGUUCGACUGCCAAUACAAUGAGACCUACAGCUGUACCAAAGAGCCCUGAUUCAGAAGCUGCCACGACCAAUGGGAUCUUUAAUGAGCUCUAGCGCCACCUGUCUGUCGGGAGAUUGGUUAGUCGCGCAUUGUGCAAUAUGCUGUCCUGGUAGCUGGCCGUAAACUUGAACAAAGAAAGGAGACGGUGACUGAACACUAGCCACUUUUUUCUUCUGAGAAAACUGGACCCAGAAGUGCUUGGGUUCGUGAGACGACAUGACAUUGAAAUUAUGAUUUUUUUUAGUUUUAGGCUUGAACGGAGGACUGAAGGGUUCUCGGGAGGAUUAUACCUUCAUCUGGAUGUCACAUCGGUGUGAUUGUGGAUCAAUAUCAUGAGCAUAAAGCACAUGCUGGAAACCAACUAUUGUCUUAUUUGUCCCGUCUACCUGUUGCACUUUUAGUUUUCGUUACGUGCAUUUCAAGGACCAUUUUGUAUGCAUUAAAAAGUCUACAGAAACUCGGAUCUAAAAUAUGCAAAAAAUCACAGAU